Messenger RNA from Lodderomyces elongisporus, 2049 nucleotides. It is a transcript of the gene VPS36, whose product is annotated as ESCRT-II subunit protein. Lineage: Eukaryota; Fungi; Ascomycota; Pichiomycetes; Serinales; Debaryomycetaceae. Gene Ontology annotation, biological process: protein transport to vacuole involved in ubiquitin-dependent protein catabolic process via the multivesicular body sorting pathway. The transcript has a single exon. Bases 1 to 2049 code for a protein of 682 amino acids. Gene Ontology annotation, cellular component: ESCRT II complex; late endosome membrane. The record is from RefSeq and is a predicted model, not a curated record. Gene Ontology annotation, molecular function: ubiquitin binding; phosphatidylinositol-3-phosphate binding.
AUGACCUGGCUAAAGUUAUGGAGGCCGAUCAAAAUAAACAGAAGCAAUCGUCCUAUUUUAGAUGACUUGGAGCAUAGCGUAUAUGUGAAAGAUAAUGUUGGCUUGUAUCAAGGUAAAGCCAAGAUAACGAACCAUCAAAAUGGACGGCUUUACCUCACUAACAAGAGGAUCAUCUACUUUGACAAUGACGAUUGCAAAAAUCAAAGUGCUGCAGUAGAUAUUAGGCACUUGACAUCGGCGGAACUAAUUGAUGGGUUUCUCAGAUCAUCGCCAAAAGUCAAACUAUUUAUAAAGACAGUUGAGAAUGAUGAUCAUGGAAAUGGUUCUGUGUUCAACGAACCAAAUAAUGUCACCUGGGUUUGCAAGAUCUGCUCCUUCAACAAUGUCAUUGAAGGCGCAUUCAAUUUGAACUUGGAUGAAAUGCCAAAGUGCAUUGCUUGUGGGGUACACCCUAGUCGAGCACACCUUGAGAAUGCUCUCGAAAAUGCUAGGUCACGACCUACACCCACUCCAAGUCCAGUGCCGAAUCUAGAUUCUACCCUGGAUGCGAGUGGUUAUUCAAGCUCUACUCCCUCCCAUAAUGGCCACGAAGUAUUGCAACCUUCUAGUCAGAGGCCAACUUCAUUGGUUACACUGACAUCACCGGGGGUUUGCCCCGUUUGUACUUUCCACAAUCACAAGUCUAUCAAAUUUUGCGAAAUGUGUGGCGCAGAAGUCAAUUCGAUGAACAAUGUGAGUAAUUCGGUCACACCAGAGAUUGAUAACAACCCACUUUCUUUGCAAUUGGAAUCGCCCGAGCAGUAUACAAAUGGACAACCUUAUAUUAAGAUUAGUUUCCGUAAAGGAGGCGAGAAGGAGUUUUUUCAGCGUGUUGCAAAUAUUAUAGAUGAAAUCAAGUGGGAAAAUUUGAAAAAAAAAGGUGGCAUUAAUCAAGAUGCUAAAAAAAUCGAGUCAACACAAUCGCCAACGCUGAAAAAAAAUGGAUCCGGAGCUAGAGCUAGAGCUAGAGUUGGCGUUGGAGCUGGAGCCGGACUCUCUGCAUUGGAGCAAAUUGGUGAACAACAGCGCAAAAAGAAUGAAUUGAUACUUAGCACAUCUUUGGAUGACCUUGAGCAACUUAUGUUUAAAUUCAAGGAUCUCAUGAACAUCUCUUCGUCGUUGUCUCAUCUUGCCUUUGGUCAACGGAAAACUGUUUUGUCACCAUUGAAUGUUAGCAGAUCCUCAAAGAUAUACCACCAGGAAUUGAGCCGACAUAUAAGCGAGUACCUUACAAGUUAUAAGUUGACAAAGAGUACCGCUAUGAUUACUUUGCAAGAUUUAUUUGCAGAUUACAAUAGGGAUUUGGUUAAAUCGCUGGGUUAUGCCUGUGAGCUCAUUGACGCUUCAGAUUUCAAGAAGCUGAUUGACUUGUUUCAAUCCUUGAAUUUACCGGUUGUGCAAGACCGAUAUGAGAAUUCUGAUUUGGUUGUUGUCAAACCUAAAAUUCAUGCUGAUACUUAUGGUGAGUUCAUUGUAAAGUUUUUGCAAAACCACGAGCAGAAUUGUAAAGAGAUUGAUUUGCGAAGAGAGCUAAUUGAUGAUGAAAUCACAAACGAAGGGAUGGUUUUCGAGGAAGGCUGUUAUGGAUCCUCGGUUACUCAAAUUUCACACGCUUUCAAUUGGUCAUAUAACAUUACCUUGGAGGAGCUAGACAAAUCGGUCAAAAGUGGCGAGAUUGUCAUAGAUCAAAGCAUAUCGGGGACAUUUUAUUAUGUUAAUAAAUUUCGGUUUUCGCAGGCUGAUUGGCACAACGAUGAAAAAGAAAUGGUUGUUAUCAAAAACUCUAUCGUUGAUGAGCAGAAAAAAAUUACCAUGGAUUUAAAAAGAGAUUUUAAAAGUCAAAGACAACAUGACCUUAUAAGCUUGCAACCCAAUUACGAGUUUGGUGCUGUGGCGGAUGAUGGUGGGCUCCUGGAAGAAUUUGCCGAGACUCCACCAGUAAAUGAUAUUCCACUUCAACAACAACUCAGUAGUAUUCAUUUGAAUGACUUGCAAGGAUUAAAAUUUUAA